AUGACGAUUUCCCUGACCGCUUGGGGAAUUCAAGACCAGGUCCUCUCCGUGAUCUGUGACAACGCAUCCGCCAACGACGUGAUGGUGAAGAAGUUGUCUGAGCACGAGUGGAAGAGGUUUGGUGAGACGGGUCGUGUGCGAUGUUUCGCGCACGUUUUGAAUCUGGUGGUCGGGGUUAGUAGAAUUAAGUUUAUGGUUUUUAGACGUCUAACUUUUCUGGACGUCUAA
Molecule: messenger RNA, 228 nt
Organism: Filobasidium floriforme
Lineage: Eukaryota; Fungi; Basidiomycota; Tremellomycetes; Filobasidiales; Filobasidiaceae
Exons: 1
Coding region: 1-228 (75 amino acids)
Source: RefSeq, a predicted model, not a curated record